CUCGCCUUCAAUUCACUUGGCCUCCGCCGCUUGCUGCUGCCGCUCCUGGACGUGAUUUGAUGGACGUCCAACGAAAAGAGUUGCUCGAGGAGGUCAUGACAUGGCAUCACCGCAUGUUCCGCGAGCUUUUGUCCCAGCACCACCAGCUUGUGGAAGCACACAUUGACGUGUUUGGUACGCACCCGAUCACGCAACGGGUGUAUCGAUCGGCGAACAAAGAAAACUUUGAGGAAAUCAUCAACCCGAAGUUAACAUUGGACAACAUGAUGGUGACCGACUUUAUGGUCGAUCUGUGCGACGAACAUGUUGGGGACGACGGGAGCUGCACCGUGGAUCAAUUUCACCACGUCCUCGAUGCAAUAUCCAAGCAGGAUUCACAGACCUCGAAGCUUACGCUGGGCGACAAAGUCCGCACGUGCUACGUGAUCGACCGAACGCUCCACUCGAAGCGCGUGUCUGAAGGGGAUGUGCUGAAGCUUACCGAGCGCUACCAGUCGAUAGGUGCUCGAAUGUUGUUGCAAUGGGUCGUCGACACCACGUCUCGUGGCCAGCCCGACGAGGAUUGCGCCAACCUUUUCCUCCGAGUGCUCAUCUCGAUUCCUCCAAAAGACCCUCGAGUUCUGCGAGAAUUUGGAAGCGUCCUCGCGGCCCAAGCUUCACGGCAAGAGAGCCCAGUCAUGCGCGCGCUGUUCAACCAGUUGCUCGCGUUAUUCGAGAAGUAGACUUGUAACACUCCUUUGCUAUUUAACACCUCAACAACGAGGCUCUCCAUCUCGCCCAGAGGCGCACUCG
Aphanomyces invadans is the source of this 792-nucleotide messenger RNA. RefSeq lists its product as hypothetical. The record is from RefSeq and is a predicted model, not a curated record. The transcript is spliced from 3 exons. NCBI's taxonomy places the organism in Eukaryota, Oomycota, Saprolegniomycetes, Saprolegniales, Verrucalvaceae. The coding region runs from base 60 to 722 and encodes 220 amino acids.